UAUUUCUUAUACUCUCAAUUGUAAUAAUAAAAUCUCUAAAAUUACUCGAGAAUGGCAAGUUCCUAUUAAUGGUAAAUCUAAUAUAAUUUGGCAAUAUAAGUCUCCAUAUAUUAGUGGAACUACAGUCGGAAAAGCAACUUUAAUCUUUGAUGCAUUCAUUGCAAGAUUUUAUAUAUUACAAGAUUUUGGUGUGGUCUUGAUUUCAACUGAAUCUAUUUUAAAUACUGACAGUGCUCUUAAAUAUCGCUUUCUGUCUGACAUAGUUGUUGGAUUUAGAUUGCUUGCAGAUAAAGGUAUUGAAAAACUCUUAUUUCCUAAUAUACAAAGUUUUCCAUUGGAUAUGAAGGUUAAUAAUAUCUCUAUGCCAUUCAUAGAAGAAGUGUCAAAGCUUAAAAGUCAAGUUGGGAGUCUAUUUCACUAUAAAACGUUUAUUUCUACAGGCAAAUCAUUUAAUAGUGUUAUGGAUUUUAUUGGAAAUAAUACAUAUACUCGUGGUGGUAUACAGCUUAAAUUCACAUCAAAAGCAUUUCUUAAUGAUACAUCAAUUUAUGGUGGAACUUUAGAACUUUCAACACCUCCAAAACUUCCUUGGACUGAAAAAGAUAUUAUAAUUUUGACAAAUGGAUUAUGUGAAUCAUCAUGUUCAAUUAUAACUCAACGGUUAGCAGAGAUUAAUGUUCCAACCAUAUCAGUUGGUGGAUUUCCAAAUACUCAAUUUUCUUUUGCUUCAUUUAGCGGCGGUGCCUCAUUUUCUACUGAUUCGAUUGCAUAUUACCUUGGAAAACUUAAAAAUCUUGAUAAUUCUUUAAUUUCUA
This is a messenger RNA of Dentiscutata heterogama, 815 nucleotides long. The record is from the annotation of a GenBank genome assembly. Lineage: Eukaryota; Fungi; Glomeromycota; Glomeromycetes; Diversisporales; Gigasporaceae.